Molecule: messenger RNA, 2227 nt
Organism: Zingiber officinale
Lineage: Eukaryota; Viridiplantae; Streptophyta; Magnoliopsida; Zingiberales; Zingiberaceae
Product: probable LRR receptor-like protein kinase At1g51890
Exons: 11
Coding region: 292-2109 (605 amino acids)
Biological process (GO): cell surface receptor signaling pathway; protein phosphorylation
Molecular function (GO): protein kinase activity; zinc ion binding; ATP binding
Source: RefSeq, a predicted model, not a curated record
AAAACUAUUAUAAAUUUGCUUCUGGGAUAAGUUAAGUUUAAAUACACUAGAAAGCGAGAUAAAAAAGGGGCUCAUUCUGGCCUUUUCUCUUCAUCUUCUUGUUAAAUUUGCAUCUGGGAUUUGAUCAGGGAUUCAUCUGGCUAAGGAUAGAAUCAACAGGUUCUUUAUUUGCUGAAGAGGAAGAUUGCAGUAGUAUCUUGAAGAUGUAUUGUUGAAAGGUGUCAUACAUCAAAAUAUAGAACAAGCGGGGUCAUCCUUCAUAGGACACAAAAUUUGUCGGUGGUAGUGAAUAUGGCGACUAUAAAUGAUGUGGCCACGAUAGUUUCCUUGAUUGGUAAAGUUAUAAAGGCAGCUACUGAUGCACAAAUGAUGAAGAGGGAAUUUAAAGAGUUAGCAGACUACUUAGAAUUGGUAGGAAGACAGUUGAAGAUACUUGAUGACAGGGUGCUUGAUACUGCUGCCAUGGAAGCAUUUCAAAAGAUGGAGGAGGUUUUGUUUCAGUGCCAUGAUCUCGCUGAUAGUUGCCAGCAACGAAGCACUUUCUACUUAGUGUUCAAUGGUAAGCGAAUUCAUAGUCAACUCAAAGGGGCACAGGAAACAAUAGCAAAAUACUUGACGCUUAUUCCACUCAUCCAUUUCACACAAGUUUUUAGGCGGUUUAAGGAUGAAGAUACAAAAAUAAAUGUGAAUUGGCACGAACAUGCUAGUGAUGAAUCAGACAUUCCAGGUUUGGUUGCAGAAAGAAUUGCCGAAUUUACCAACAGUAGAUUUCAAAGUGAUGCUCACUUGUUCACCUAUGAACAAAUAAUAAAAAUGACACACAACUUUAAGAAGGUCAUUGGCAAAGGAGGAUUUGGUAUAGUCUAUUAUGGACUUUUGGAAGAUGGUACUGAUGUCGCAAUCAAGUUAAAGAGACACUCAUCACAACAGAGUGACAUGGAGUUCUUCGCCGAGUUGAGGAGCCUAACACAAGUUCACCACAAGAAUCUAAUUUCUUUAAUUGGCUACUGCAAGGAUGGAAAUAACCUUGCUAUUGUCUAUGAGUACAUGCCUCGAGGAAACCUUCAAGACCAUCUGAGAGGUGAAGUUGGGUUUCCUGUGUUGACAUGGGUACAGAGGCUCCAAAUUGCAUACCAAGCUGCACAAGGAUUGGACUAUUUGCAUACUGGAUGCAACCCACCAAUAGUUCAUAGGGAUGUGAAGAGCGCAAACAUUCUCUUGGGUGCAGAUUUAGAGGCUAAAAUAACAGAUUUUGGAAUUUCCAAGACUUGGAAUGAGAAUGUCACUAGUGUAACCACAACAGUGGUUGGGACGCCUGGAUAUCUUGAUCCAGAGUAUCUUUGUACUUGCCGCGUCAGUAAAGCAACUGAUGUUUAUAGCUUUGGGAUAGUCCUUCUGGAAAUGAUUACUGGCCAACCUCCGAUAAUUUCUGGCUCAGAAGUGCAACACAUUGUCGGAUGGAUAUCACAGAGAGUUGCCGGUGAAGCACAUUUUGUUGAUACAAGUAUGAAUGAAUGCUACGACACUAGCUCUGUGUGGAAGGUUCUUCAGCUAGCAUUGAGUUGCACAGACUCAUCAGCUAGUAAGAGACCUCAAAUGGCGGAAGUAGCAAUCCAACUUAAAGAGAUCAUUGAAAUGAAGCCCUUGGAUGAUAUGGAAAAUGAAGAAGUGGAAGAAGCAUUUGUAACCUCAAUUGCUCAAGAUGAUCGCCCCUUAUGCGCGCAUCAACUGUCGGCCAACUUGUUCACAUCAUGGACAGAAAAUACCCCUGGUAGAAGGUUUUGGCGAUGCAAAAAUUGGAAAAUGGCAGGCGAUUGUGGUUAUUUCAAAUGGCAUGACCCAGUGCAGGAAGGUGUCACGAUAGAAAAAAUGGAUUUCAUAAUCAACCAAAGGGAUGACCUCGGCGAGGAGAUAAAUAUGAUGGUUGAAGAGAGCGCAACUCUUUUGAGCAGGUUGAAAGUUUUGGAAGAAAAAAUUGUUGAAUGUAAAAGGACUAAACAGACACUAGAAAUGAAGUUGGAGAGUAUGGAAAUUAUAGAGGUGGAUGGCCCUCUCGUUGAUUCGCCCAAAAUUCGGAAGCGCAAGCGCAAGGAGCUCUACGACGACUAGUCGUCAACAUUCCAUAUUUUUCAUUUCAUUGGAGGAAAAUGUCAUACAACACAUUGUAAUUGCGAUUCAAACCGCGGCCAAGCCUUAUCCCACUAGAUGGGGUUGACUAUAUGGAUCA